Molecule: messenger RNA, 375 nt
Organism: Lactuca saligna
Lineage: Eukaryota; Viridiplantae; Streptophyta; Magnoliopsida; Asterales; Asteraceae
Source: the annotation of a GenBank genome assembly
AUGUCGUCGAAGGUGGCUCUGAAGGCGAAAGGGAAAUCAAGCAAAGGAUCAAAGCCAUCACCUGAUAAUUCACCAUCAAAGCUCUUGAAGGAAUGGAGCACAUGGACCAUGAAGAAGGCUAAAGUCAUCACGCACUACGGAUUCAUUCCGUUGGUUAUCAUCAUCGGUAUGAACUCCGAGCCUAAACCCUCAAUUUCUCAGCUUCUCAGCCCCCGAUGGCCGGUAAUGGUGUCGAUGACCAUGGGUUUAGAGGAUCAUGGUGGUGUCAUUGGGUUUAGGGAUGAGUAUACGAAAGUAGAAGAAGAGUUUGAGUCGUGGUCUUCUUGGUCAUCAGAGGUAGAAGAAGAGUCUGAGUCGUGGUCUUCUUGGUCAUGA